Austrofundulus limnaeus is the source of this 5645-nucleotide messenger RNA. It is a transcript of the gene glceb, whose product is annotated as glucuronic acid epimerase b. Lineage: Eukaryota; Metazoa; Chordata; Actinopteri; Cyprinodontiformes; Rivulidae. Gene Ontology annotation, biological process: heparan sulfate proteoglycan biosynthetic process. The transcript is spliced from 6 exons. Gene Ontology annotation, molecular function: heparosan-N-sulfate-glucuronate 5-epimerase activity. The coding region runs from base 278 to 2065 and encodes 595 amino acids. Gene Ontology annotation, cellular component: Golgi apparatus. The record is from RefSeq and is a predicted model, not a curated record.
UCAGUCGCUGUUGUGGCUACGAAGAGCAGACAGGCUCUCUUUGGUAACCGUGGUUCAGCCAGAGGCUUAACGGGAGUGUUUUUAAAGGACCUCCGUACUGAAAACAACCAACUGCAGGCGUCUCUGAGCAAGAAGGUUAACACGGCAGGUACUGGGGAAGCUGCAGGCAGAAAGUACUGAAGUAAAGGUCUGCAGACAGUUUGGGGUGAAAGUGGACGAAAUGUUGAGCCAAGUCUUUGUUUCUUUGUGAACGCAUCAGAAGAGGCCGGCUGUGAACAUGCGCUGCCUCGCUGCACGGGUGAACUACAAGACCCUCAUUGUUAUCUGCGCUCUCUUCACACUCAUCACGGUGCUGCUAUGGAACCGCUGUGCCAGUGACACCUCCAUCCGCUUCCUGCCCCGCGCCGCCUUYGUGGCUCCAAGUCCUAAGAUCAGGGAUGAUAGCAUCAGCAACCAGCAGCAACCGCCACAACCUCCAGAGCCCCCUCCUGUUGUUGGUGUUCUGGGCGGGAUUAGGUAUGAAGAGAUUGAUUGCCUAAUCAACGAUGAUUCCACCAUCAAAGGCAGGCGAGAGGGCGGGGAGGUCUACCUGCCUUUCAGCUGGAUGGAAAAAUACUUUGAGGURUACGGCAAAAUAGUCCAGUACGAUGGCUAUGAUCGGUUUGAGUUCCAGCACAGCUACUCAAAGGUUUACACUCAACGUGAACCUUAUCACCCUGAUGGAGUCUUCAUGUCAUUCGAGGGAUAYAAUGUGGAGGUUCGUGACCGUGUCAAGUGUAUCAGUGGAGUGGAAGGUGUUCCUCUGUCCACUCAGUGGGGUCCUCAGGGCUACUUCUACGCCAUCCAGAUUGCCCAGUAUGGUUUGAGUCAUUACAGCAAGAACUUGACUGAGCGCCCACCCCACGUGGAGGUUUACGACACAGCCGAGGAGCGGGACAGCAGGGCCAGCACGACUGCUUGGAGCGUGCCAAAAGGUUGCAGCCUCAGCCGUGUCCAUGACAAGAGCAGAUCUACCUCUGUGCGUCAGUUCAGCUCUCCGGACUCUUCAGAAGGUGUAUCGCUCCAGUUGGGCAACUCAAGAGACUUCAUCCUCAGCUUAGACAUCAAGUUCACCUCCAACGGCAGCUUGUCUGUGGUCCUCGAAACCACAGAGAAGGGUCCGCCCUUCACCAUUCAUUAUGUGACCAACACACAGCUCAUCGCCUUCAAAGACCACGACGUCACCUAUGGAAUCGGGCCUCGAACUUCCUGGAGCACGCUGACCCGAGACCUGCUGACGGACCUCAGGAAGGGUGUGGGACUGUCGAACACAAAGGCCGUCAAAGCCACAAAGAUCAUGCCUAGACGGGUGGUGCGGUUAGUUUUACRUGGGCGUGGCUUCAUUGACAACAUCACCAUCUCCACCACCUCCCACAUGGCCGCCUUCUUUGCUGCCAGCGACUGGCUGCUGCGGAACCAGGACGAGCGGGGCGGAUGGCCCAUCAUGGUCACCCGUAAACUUGGCGAGGGCUUCCGGCCUCUGGAGCCCGGCUGGUACUCGGCCAUGGCUCAGGGCCAGGCCAUGUCCACCCUGGUGAGAGCCUACCUCAUCACCAAGAACCACGCUUACCUCAACGCUGCCCUCAAGGCAGUUGGACCAUAUAAGGUGCUUUCGGCGCAGCAYGGGGUCAAAGCAGUGUUCAUGAACAAGUACGACUGGUAUGAAGAGUACCCCACCACGCCAAGUUCGUUUGUCCUCAACGGCUUCAUUUACUCCCUGCUGGGACUCUACGACCUGGCUGAGACUGCAGGGGAGAUUGUGGGCAGAGAGGCGGGGCAGUUGUUCAGCCACGGCAUGGAGUCGCUGAAGGCCAUGCUGCCACUCUUUGACACGGGGUCGGGGAGCAUCUAUGACCUGCGUCACUUCAUGUUGGGCACUGCGCCCAACCUGGCGCGCUGGGACUAUCACACCACGCACAUUAACCAGCUGCAGCUGAUAGCAUCCAUAGACAACUCCCCCAUCUUCAAGGAUGUGGUCAAACGCUGGAAAAACUACUUAAAAGGGGGCCGUGCCAAGCACAACUAGUCCAACUGUAAACUACCGAGGUAACAGCUAAGUUCAGAGGAGAAUCCGCGUGUUCAGUGRAGGAUUGAGACGUGUGCUCACUUUUUGUGACUGAAUGAGUCCUACUUCUGGCUGAGGAUCACAGUCUGAGAGAUGAGCUCUUUAUGCUCGUAUUUAAUGUGCAUUGUUGCAGGUUUUAUAAUCUCUGCAACAUCUACUGUAGCUCAACUGGUUAUCUGUCCCCGGGGCUAGUGUUUGUAAUUAUGCACAGACCUAGUUUCAGCAUGAGUGUUUGCAUUUUGGAAGAAUGAUUGUGUUUUUUGUUUAAAAAAAAAAUCACUAUUAUAAUGUUAGAACCUUAUCUCUGACUUUAAUUCCUCCACAUUUAUUUUCAUUUCCUUUUCACUUCAUAUCAGAUUUGCAGAGUUUAUUCAACCAAACUGUGAAAAACAGAGUAUAUUAUAACUUGUUUAAAGGAGAAUGUUGCCAAAAAGAGUAAGUGAUCAAUAAUCAACAGAAGAUAAACAGUUUGGGUUUUAUUUCCCUACAAGUUUAGGAAUCAGAUGCUCUGUGUUUGCACUCCAGUUAGCUUUGAAACCACUUUUCACAAGAAUUACAGUGAGGACUUGUAUUAUGUUUGUCAUGUUUCUGUUCGUGUGAUCACAAUAUUAGGAAAUAGAUUUAGAUGUUUAAGCUACUUAAAACCAACUCUGAGAAAUAAACAAUCAUAUUUAGAUGCGACACUUGGUUUUUGUUUCCCAGAGAGAAAUCCAUCAGGUUUUCAACUGUCUCUAAACCUAAUAACUCAUUACGAUUAGCUUUGGGCUCUGAAGCAAUUAAAAUGUUGGGACUAUAUUGUCAGCUGUUUUAUACGUGUGUUGAUUAGUAACAAAAUCGUAAACAAAGUCAYAGACGCAAACAAAAUGCAUUACUUGGGCUACGUUCAUACUGCAAGUUUUAAUGCUCCUUUCCAGUGUUUUGCUCUAUUUAUAUUUUUUGCACAGUUUGYAUUAUAAUUUAAACACGAUCACCAUCAGACUCCAGUGUGGACAGUCCAUAACCCUGAAGAGACCCGCAUGUGUAGAAGAAGUGACGUCACGCACAUCGCUGUGUUUACAGAAGUAAAUAUGGAUGCUACAUCUGCUUAGAGCUGACGAGAUCAUUUUCUGCCAUUCUUGUUUCGCUCAAUGUUUACAUUUGAUCGUGCUGCUUCCUGCCUCCUUCUGGAACAGGAGUGACUGAAAGUAGAAACUAUCUCAAGUAUCGAUCCCAUCAUUCUAGCAGUGAUACGAUCCAGCACAUUAGUUUACCAGUGUUAGCAUCAUGAUUUGUCACGAUAUGACAAAUCUAGAACGUGUACAAAAAGACAAAACUGGACUUUCGUUCUGUAGCUGAAGAAUGUGCGGUUUCAAGCUAUAUACUGCGUGAAGUUAAAAUUGGUGACAUCAAUAUUUGGAUAGAUCAGUAGACCCCCYUACCUCAGUGACGAAAAAGUCAAUGAAGUGUGACAUGACUGAAUAUGUACCUGAUUAAGUAACACGUAUGCUUGCAGUGUAAACGUAGCCUCUCAGUUCAGCUCGGUAAGUAAAAUGUCCCACAUAAGAUGUGAAAGUGAUUUCAGUUGAUCACAAAUCAGAGAAAACAACAACAGUUUAAUUUGUUUUUAAUUAUCUGGCUCAGGAAACAAUAAAUCUACAAUAUUUGUUUACGUUCCUUUAAAAUGUUUUUGCAGCAUUUACGACUGAAACAAGAGACUGCAGGUGUAAAUAAGUUUGUUUACUGAAUUACCUUCUUUUGUUUUUUUGUUGAAGUAGUUCUUGAUUUGUUUGGGAAGAAACAAMAUGAAUAAUUUCCUAAUGAAUUUGUCCAAAAAAAAUCACAACUUAUUUUUUGUUGUAGCUCUUUUUUUUUGUUAAUUUUUAUUUAUCUUAGUAGAUGUGUUUUUUUGUUUGUUUGUUUGUUUUUUUUAAUUGCAAAUUUAUUCUAAAGCUGUGCGUCUGUAGCCUGUAGUUGAAACUGAUGAUCAGAUUAGUGAUGUUGGUGUUUGUAGCGUUUGGUGAGACAGCAGGGAAAUUCUGCCGGUCCCUGUAGGUUUCUCGCCGCUCCCUUCACCUGCUCCCAGAGCGUGAACUCGCUAGUUUUGAUCCGCACUGCUGACCUCGAAAUGAGGAGAGAGACUACUCUCGCAAUUCACCCGACUAAUAGGGUGAAAGAGGCUUCACACAAGUUCAGUCCUGAGUCAUGAAUGAGUCAGCGCUUUUUUCCUGACGAAAGCGAAGCCCUCGACAUCAAUGGGACUCUCAUCGAUCUGCUUUACAGAUUAACAGGAUUCAGAGCGACACGUUGUUUGGAGGGUGCUGACAGGGCUCGUCAUCAAACUGGUGUUCAUCCCUGAGAUCAAAUUAUAUUCCCACAUCGUCCACGUUGACGCAGAUUAUAUCAAAGAAAUGUGUUCAAUUUAAUCUGUUAUUAGACAAAGAUCAAUCAUUGUACCAGGAUAACUGUGCUGCUUUCUGCUGAUCGUAAAAUUUGUUACUCAAGCAGAAAAACAUAUUMGAAGUCUGAAGAUUGGGGAAACGUGGAAAAUUAACUGGAACAAAGUACAUUUAUUCUGUUUGCACAACUAAUCCAGAUUAUUCACAAAAAAAAUCUUAGGUUAAAACUUGUUUCAUGACUUCAUUGUCAAAAUAUUAAAAAGAUUCACAUYAUUUUUUGUCUUUUUGCUGAUCUCAGUUCAUUUGUUUUCUCUUUGUUCAACUUUUUCCAUUUCUACAAGCUAAGCACUCAUUGUUUUAUUUAAGGGAACAUUCAGGAAUAGACGUUUUUGUGCACGAGCGAAGUUUCACGUUGUUUAUACCAAAGUCAUGUCUUCAAGUUCAUUUGAAUUUGUAUAUUUUGUGCAAACUGACUUCCAUCUAGCGUUUGGUGACAAGUCUCCACGGAGACGUCACGGAGAGACACUGCCUUUUGAGAAAUGCUAGUUUUUUUAAGCGUAGGUUCGAGUAGAUUMUAGCAAAACCCAGACUUGUAAAACCUGCUUAUUGCAAAGGGAAAUGGUGCAACUAGAGAUUAGCAUUAAAUCUGUUUUGAAGAGAAACGAGCUAACAGCUGCAGAUUCUCCUUGAAGGUGUUUCCCUUUUGUUGUUUGAAUCAUUUACAGGGGAUUGCGUUUUGUUCGGUUAAUAAAAGCACAACUGCAGUUUAAUCUCACAUAAUUUUGUUGUUUUCUCUUAGACUCUGUUUUUGUUUUCUGGAYGGUGUACAGCUUCAUUAAGCUGCUAAAGCUGUUUCACUGUGUUAUUAAAACUUUUUUUCUCCCCUCUGUCUGUUCAUAAUUUGAUUAAAAAAAACAAAAUAUCUCUUCAUCAAAUGGCCUCUGAGGUCAAAUUGAUUUAUGCAAUAAGAUGUUCACUGGGCCUGGCRGCAGCACCACAGACCCAGUGUGGUUGUACAGACUUUGCAAUCGAAGCACAAUGUGCAAAUGUUAUCAUUUUUUUAGUCUGAGUAAGAGAAGUGUUUAUAUACAGAGUAAAUCUUUGUGCUUUAAAUUUGCUUUUUAAGGUGUGUAAAGAAUAAAUAAAUAAAAGCAUUUUUUCCUAAA